Molecule: messenger RNA, 2749 nt
Organism: Pocillopora meandrina
Lineage: Eukaryota; Metazoa; Cnidaria; Anthozoa; Scleractinia; Pocilloporidae
Source: the annotation of a GenBank genome assembly
UGUAACCCGAUCAGUUUAGUUUGGAGAGUAAGGAUCAGAAGUUGAAGACAUGAAGGUUAUUGCAAUUAUUUUCCUGGUGCAUUAUGUCAUUUUCACAGAUGCUGAAGAAGGAGCCAGCAAAUACUGCAAGACAGCUGACGAAAAGUGGGAUGAGCUCAAGGAAAUGAUUGAGAGUUUAAACUGUCCUUGCCCAGGUAGUUUAAAAAUGUAGUUUUCAAUUUAAUUCGCCGAAUCUUUACUUGCUUCAUAUUUUCAGUUUUUUAUCUCUUUCUAUGAAAAUCUGUGAAACCAAGGCUUGAAAAAUCCAAAAGAAGAGUUUAAAGUUUUGGUUAUCCCUUUUUUUUUUUAUCUAGAGCCGCCUCCAGAACCACUCGAGUCUUGCAAAUACGGCUUUGAAGACGGGGAAAAGUAAGUAGUCAUAAUAUCUUAAUGCUUAAGCUUAUACAAAAAACACUGGAAAUAAAAAAUAUUCACAUUUAUGCUAAUAACACAAAUUUUUUUUUUUGUGGAUCAAGAGCGAACAAGGAUUACGUACUCCAGGUGGACGAAUUCACGAAACUGCCUGUUUAUUGUAACAUGGAUGGCGCUGGUCUCGGCGACUGUGGAGGUGGAGGAUGGACGCUGGUCAUGAAGAUUGAUGGCGCAAAGGUAGUUUAAGAGUUGCCAUUUCAUCCACUCACAUUGUCCUUGAACUGUCCUUGAAAUAUUUCACGUGAACUUUUUCAUUAGUAUAUGUUAGAUGCAAUGAUUAAGUUUCAUUCCACAUUUUCCUUGAGUGUCAUUAACAUAUGUUAGCUGCAAUGAUUAAGUUAGUUGCAUUCCAUGUCCGUUCUUGAUACACUAUGCAGUAAUUUAGCACCAUAUCAAAGUGCCUCUCUAGUAUGUAGCAACUAUCAAACUCAAAUUGCAAAUGGGCACAUCUUCUGUGUGAGCAGAAAAACUGGAACAACAACAUCGGAUAUCUGUUACCAGGAUCAUUAACAAAAAUAUUAUAGAAGAGUUCUCCGGCCAAAAAGGUCUUAAUUAACGGUAAGCUUUCAGUCUACCUGCAAAGAAGCAGAUAGAACAGGAUAAUUGUUGCUUAAUUAAUGCUGAAAAAAGGAAAGAUAAUCUCCAGUCUUAUAACAAUCAUCACAUGGGUUGGACCUUAUGACAACUUUAUCGACAAAAUUCUAAAAUUUUGAGUCGCGCAUUUUAUGAAGUGAAAGGGGAGACAUAAAAUUCCUUUUUGAAACAAAUGCUAUUCGGGGUUGCAGUUAUCUAUUUACUAUCAGGGCGACUUAAGGGUGCAGCAACUAUCAAACUCAAAUUGCAAAUGGGCACAUCUUCUGUGUGAGCAGAAAAACUGGAACAACAACAUCGGAUAUCUGUUACCAGGAUCAUUAACAAAAAUAUUUAUAGAAGAGUUCUCCGGCCAAAAAGGUCUUAAUUAACGAUAAGCUUUCAGUCUACCUGCAAAGAAGCAGAUAGAACAGGAUAAUUGUUGCUUAAUUAAUGCUGAAAAAAGGAAAGAUAAUCUCCAGUCUUAUAACAAUCAUCACAUGGGUUGGACCUUGUGACAACUUUAUCGAUAAAAUUCUAAAAUUUUGAGUCGCGCAUUUUAUGAAGUGAAAGGGGAGACAUAGAAUUCCUUUUUGAAACAAAUGCUAUUCGGGGUUGCAGUUAUCUAUUUACUAUCAGGGCGACUUAAGGGUGCAGCAACUAUCAAACUCAAAUUGCAAAUGGGCACAUCUUCUGUGUGAGCAGAAAAACUGGAACAACAACAUCGGAUAUCUGUUACCAGGAUCAUUAACAAAAAUAUUUAUAGAAGAGUUCUCCGGCCAAAAAGGUCUUAAUUAACGAUAAGCUUUCAGUCUACCUGCAAAGAAGCAGAUAUAACAGGAUAAUUGUUGCUUAAUUAAUGCUGAAAAAAGGAAAGAUAAUCUCCAGUCUUAUAACAAUCAUCACAUGGGUUGGACCUUGUGACAACUUUAUCGAUAAAAUUCUAAAAUUUUGAGUCGCGCAUUUUAUGAAGUGAAAGGGGAGACAUAGAAUUCCUUUUUGAAACAAAUGCUAUUCGGGGUUGCAGUUAUCUAUUUACUAUCAGGGCUCUUUUGUUUACUGUUAUAGUCCACAUUCAAAUAUGACUCACCUUUCUGGAGCGACAAGAAAGAAUACGAACCCUCAAACGGGAGAAAUUUGGACGCCGGAGAGACCAAGUUGCCAACCUAUUGGAGCACCUCCUUUACAAAGAUCUGCCUGGGUAUGAAGGUUGGUGCGGAAAGUAAGUUCAUCGUUUUGAACCAGGAGGCAAGCUCGCUGCACUCCCUGAUAGCUGAUGGCCAAUAUCGCCAAACCUCACUGGGCCGAGAAGCAUGGAAGAAUCUCAUCAGUGAAGCCUCCCUACAGCAAAAAUGCAAUAAAGAAGGCUUCAACGUCGUGAGCGAUGUGCCAAAUUUUUCGAAAGCACGAAUUGGUAUCGUGGGCAACAAUGAAAACGCUUGCACGACCAGUGAUUCCCGAAUCGGAUUUGGUACCGCUGGAUAUCCAGACGAUACCAAUUCGUGUGGCAACGAGGCCAAGCACGGUGGAGAUAAAGGCGACAAAUCCACCGAAGCCAUGGGAUACAUCUUUGUUCAGUAGAAACAGUGGAACUUCAAGCAUUGGGGGCUGGGCUAAGCUACUUGCUGCUAAACAUAGUUUUAGUACAUGCAGACUAAAAAGUGUUAUUGGUGUAAAAAAGUAAUCAUUAAAAAUGGAUUAUUGGGUG